UGAGGGCAUAGGAGGUCCCACUGGCUCAACGAACACCAGUCGCCUCUGUACCUUCGUCUGUAGCUGACCUGCCGCCGUCCACCCCUUCAACACACAUCAACAUGGAUAUGCUGGAUGAAGAACAGAUUGGGGCCCUCCAGAAGGCCUUCGACUCCUUCGACACUGAUAGCAAGGGCUUCAUCACCCCGGAGACCGUUGGCGUUAUCCUCAGGAUGAUGGGCGUCAAGAUCUCUGAGAAGAACCUUCAGGAGGUUAUCGCCGAGACUGACGAGGACGGUUCCGGUGAGUUGGAGUUCGAGGAGUUCGUGGAGUUGGCCGCUAAGUUCCUGAUUGAGGAGGACGAGGAGGCGCUGAAGGCCGAGCUAAGAGAGGCCUUCCGUGUGUACGACAAAGGCGGUAACGGCUACAUCACCACCGAUGUCCUGAAGGAGAUCCUGAGAGAGCUGGACAACAGGUUGACUGAGGAGGAUCUUGACAGCAUCAUUGAGGAGGUGGACGAAGACGGCUCCGGCACCCUCGACUUUGAUGAGUUCAUGGAUAUGAUGAACGGUUGAGAUUAUUCUUCCUUCUCGCUGACUGAGGCCGCCGCGUUAUUCAUUUGUUUUUUUAUCAUUCCUAUUCUCUCAUUCACUUGUUUUCUUAACUUAUUUUUUUACGUUUCUCAUUCAUCUAUAGUAUUUUGUUAUUGUUAAUCGUUCUUGUUAAUUAAUGAAGCGGGUUUUUUUCUCAGUUGCUUUUGUUUAUUUUGUUUAUGUUUUCGUUCUGUGGCUUUUGUUAAAUUUUCCACAGUUGUUUGUUAUUUUUUUAUGUGCUUAUCCCAUAGAGCAAGAUGCUGAGACACUGAUAUUUCUGCUUAUUCCUGAGACAGUUCGCUGAGACUAUGUUUACAUCUUGAGACUUUUAGACAAUCAUUGAGGCUUUUUUUAAUCUGCUUAUCCCUAAGAAAUUGUUUAGAACUUCAUUUUCUGCUGCUGAAGGAAAGUCGCAAAAUUAUUUCUGCUUUUUUUAAUGUACCUGAAACUAUUUUUUUUUACAGGACAGUAUUACAAAAGUUGCUGUUGUUUGAGGCAGUUGUUAUAGCUUGUCACUAUUGUUUUGUUUUUAUUUUACAUCUAAGACUCUUCCUCCUUCCUCUACUUCCUCAUCUCUCUUCUUCCCCCUCCCUCUUCUUCCUUCUCUCUCUUCUUCCUCCUCCCUCUUCGCCUUUCUUCCUCUCCUACAACCUUUUUAAAGUUGCUAAAGAUCGAGAAGAACAGAAUUUUAAGACUUUCUUUAGUUUGUACCUGAAACCUUCACCAAGUCAUCUUCACCUAUACAUGAAGGUCUUAAGACGACACAUAAGACUCUUUUUGGUUAUUUGAGACGUUUAUGACAACUCUCUGUAGUUUUUUCAUCUUUAUUGCAUUCAUCCUGUGUUUUUAUGUAUUUUCAGUUACUUUCGUGCAGGUGUUUGUUCCUCCUGUAGUGAAUAUAGCCCGCCAGUGUGUUUACAAAAUGAUACGACUUGGCCCGCCUGGCUAUACGUAGAUCUCCUUUUGUAUUUUUAUGUUCUGUAGUUGCCAUUUACUUUCCUUAUACUAUAGUUAUCAUCAGUUUUAAACGUCUAUAUUUAUUUUACGUAGGUUUUUAAUUCCUCUUCUCUACAUUUCCUGUAUUUUAUAAGUGCAAUGCUCAUUUGCUUGAGGCUUUUUUUAUUAUCAUCAGUUGCUUGUAUUUUCGUUCUUACAUUUGUUUUGCGAUGCUCAAAUGUUUGUUAUGAACUCCGUGUGCGUCCUGCGCUUCCCACGCUUUUUCGAGGUGUUUCUAUACUUCUGCUGCUUCAUAUUUUUUUAGAAUUUAUUAAUGUAUCACUACACUUUUAUCAUUUAAUAGAUUUUUUUCUAAACUGUUAUCAUUUAUUACGUGUUUCUAAACUUUUUUACACUUAUAUAUGAAUUUCAAUACUUAUUUCACUUAUAAAUGUAUAUCCAUACUUCUUUCACUUAUGAUUUACUUCAUCUAUGGAUUUCUAAGUACUGUAUAUCGCCUCUGGUCACGCUCUGGGGCCUGGGUGAAGACGCCCCCCUUCAGCGGUUAAUCUCAGUUGAUAUAGAAUAAACAACUAUGAAUA
Molecule: messenger RNA, 2110 nt
Organism: Homarus americanus (American lobster)
Lineage: Eukaryota; Metazoa; Arthropoda; Malacostraca; Decapoda; Nephropidae
Product: troponin C-like
Exons: 6
Coding region: 102-554 (150 amino acids)
Molecular function (GO): enzyme regulator activity; calcium ion binding
Source: RefSeq, a predicted model, not a curated record